AUGGGGUUCUCUAUUGGUAGCAUGGCGCAGGCGUUGUUGCUGUGCCUCAACGCCAUGGCCAUAUUGUCAGAGCGGCGGUUCCUCUCGAGGUAUGGACUCGCGACACCGAUGGUGAUGACAGACAGCGGCGGUGACGGAGGCUUCACGCCGUCGGCAUUCGGUGCCGGUGACGACGUUGUGCGUGCACAACGAUUUUCGCCGUUGAAGGCGAAGCUUGCGUCUGUUCUGAGUAGCGUCCGGACAUUAUUGCGGUGGCCGCUGAUAUUCGUCAACACAGCAGUUAUUCUCUUCACCCUUGUGUUUGGAUGA
Molecule: messenger RNA, 309 nt
Organism: Trypanosoma grayi
Lineage: Eukaryota; Euglenozoa; Kinetoplastea; Trypanosomatida; Trypanosomatidae
Exons: 1
Coding region: 1-309 (102 amino acids)
Biological process (GO): endoplasmic reticulum to Golgi vesicle-mediated transport
Cellular component (GO): Golgi membrane; endoplasmic reticulum membrane; COPII-coated ER to Golgi transport vesicle
Source: RefSeq, a predicted model, not a curated record